UUGACAAUGAUUAAGCAAAUUCCGAAAUAUGCUAAAUUUCUCAAGGAUCUAUGUGUUCACAAAAAGAAAUUGAAGGGGAAUGAAUUGAUAAGCAUGGGGAAGAAUGUUUCAGCCCUUAUUCAGCCAGUUCCAAAAAAAUGUGAAGAUCCUGGAGUGUUCACUGUGCCUUGUGAGAUUGGAAGUUGUGUUUUUGAAGAUGCCAUGUUGGAUUUAGGAGCAUCAAUCAAUGUGAUGCCAAAAUCAGUCUUUCAGACACUUGGAAUUGGUCCUCUACAACAGACCGGAGUUGUUAUUCAGCUAGCUGACCGUAGCCAAGCUCAUCCAGCCGGAGUGAUUGAAGAUGUGUUGGUGAAGGUGAGAGAGCUUAUUUUUCCUGCAGAUUUCUACAUUCUGGAUAUGGAGGGAGAUUUACUUGCGAAUAGAUCUCCACUCAUUCUUGGUAGGCCAUUUCUGAAGACUGCAAGAACGAAGAUUGAUGUGCACGCUAGAACACUAUCCAUGGAGUUUGCAGAUACAGUGGUUCAGUUUAGUUUAUUUGAUGCUAUGAAGCACCCGUCAGAGGACCACUCUAUUCUUAGCAUUGACAUAGCAGAUGAGUUGAUUAGCAUGGAUUUUUCUUUUGGCCUUGAGUCUCGGCUGGAUAUUUCUGAGGGUGAGGAGUGCCUAUAUGAUUCUAAGGUUUCUACUGAAGGUGAAGGUAAUGUGGGAGCAGUUGAUGUGGAGCUCGUUGGUAGUUCAAGUUCAUUGGAAGGCGAAUAUUUAAGUGUGGGGGAUUGCACAGAGGAAGCAAUACCCCAAGAAUCACAUAUUUUGAUUGAAAUGUCACCUGAAUCAAGAAAAGGUGAAUAUGUAAGUGUAGGGGAUUGCACAGAGGGAGCAAUACCCCAAGAAUCACUACAGUCAGUUAUUGAUGCACAGCAGUCAGAGUUGAAGCCCCUUCCUAAACACCUUAAGUAUGCAUUUUUGGGAGAAGGACAGCAGCUACCCGUUAUUAUAGCUCAGAAUUUAGAUCCAGAGCAAGAACAGAGAUUAUUGGGAAUUCUGAGACAGCAUAGGAAAGCUAUUGGGUGGACACUGGCUGAUAUUCCUGGUAUCAGUCCUUCGAUUUGUAUGCAUCAAAUUUAUUUAGAGGAGGAUGUGAAACCAGUGAGGCAGCCACAGAGAAGACUUAACCCAUUGAUACUCGACGUUGUAAAGAAAGAGGUGACUCGACUUUUACAGGCUGGUAUUAUUUACCCGAUUUCUGACAGCAAAUGGGUAAGUCCAAUUCAUGUGGUUCCCAAGAAGUCAGGCAUUACAGUGGUAGCUAAUGAGGACAAUGAGUUGGUGCCUACCAGAAUUCAGAAUUCAUGGAGAGUUUGUGUAGACUAUAGGAAACUGAAUCAGGCUAGCAGAAAGGACCACUACCCGUUGCCUUUUAUUGAUCAGAUGUUGGAGAGAUUGGCAGGGAAGUCCCACUAUUGUUUCCACUACCCAUUGCCUUUUAUUGAUCAGAUGUUGGAGAGAUUGGCAGGGAAGUCCCACUAUUGUUUCCUUGAUGGAUAUACAGGAUAUUUUCAGAUUUGCAUCGCUCCUGAGGAUCAAGAGAAGACCACCUUCACUUGCCCCUUUGGUACAUUCGCGUACAGACGUAUGCCUUUCGGACUUUGCAACGCACCAGGGACCUUCGAGCGAUGUAUGGUAAGCAUUUUUGGUGAGUUAUUAGAGCAUUGCAUGGAGGUUUUUAUGGAUGACUUUUCGGUUUACGGCUCAUCUUUCGAUGCAUGUUUGGAAAAUUUAUCUCGAGUUUUGAAUCGUUGCAUUGAGACAGAUCUGGUUUUAAAUUUUGAAAAAUGUCAUUUCAUGGUUGAGCACGGCAUUGUUUUGGGACAUGUCAUUUCUAGGGAAGGUAUUAAAGUAGAUCCUGCUAAGAUUAAUGUUAUAUCUUCUUUAUCUCACCCCGCAUGCGUGCGGGAGGUUCGAGCUUUUCUUGGUCAUGCAGAUUUCUAUAGGAGAUUCAUACGUGAUUUCAGUAAAAUUGCCCUUCCCUUGACUCAACUACUACAAAAGGAUGUGACUUUUCAUUUUGAUCAGAAGUGCAAAGAGGCUUUUGAGGAGCUGAAAGAAGCCCUUGUUACAGGACCCAUCAUUAGCCCACCAGAUUGGAGCCUUCCUUUUGAGUUGAUGUGCGAUGCUUCAAAUUAUGCGGUGGGAGCUGUACUUGCACAGAGAGUGGAUGGAGCACCACACGUUAUUUGUUAUGCUUCAAAGACUUUGGAGGCUGCACAAGCAAACUAUACCACAACAGAAAAAGAGCUUCUUUAUAUUGUGUUUGCUUUGGAUAAAUUCAGAUCAUAUUUAUUGUGUUCUCAUGUGAUUGUAUUUUCUGAUCAUGCAGCUCUGAAAUACCUCCUCAAGAAGCCCGAUGCGAAACCUAGGUUGAUCAGAUGGAUGCUUCUGCUCCAAGAAUUCGACGUGGAGAUACGCGAUAGGAGUGGAAGGGAGAACCUAGUGGCAGAUCACCUGAGCAGGAUCGAGGGAGAAAUUGACCACACGGAUAUUGCUGAUGAGUUUCCAGAUGAGCACCUCCUACAGCUACACGGAGAGACUCCAUGGAUAUAGGAAUUGAUACAUGAUUCAAGUGAAGCCUAAUCAACUCAAGAGGAGGGGUUCAACCAAGUGGAGAAGGUUCACAUUUUAUUUGACUCCAACCAAAUUCAUUAAGCCAACCCAUUGCUCUUGACCUAAGUUCAACCCUCACACCAAAUCCCUAAAUUCUCCCUAAACCAGAUCAAGAUUUACCCUAAUUCCGGUUCAAUUGGACCAAGGUAUAAAGUCCAGGAAACUCGCGGAUGAACAGUGGCUGCGCCUACUGUUCAUCGUGCCAAAAAUUUCUGCAUCGUGUUUUCUUCGCAUCGCAGCCCCUGUUCUUCAUUCCGAUCGACUUCUCAAGAGCUAAGGUUAGUGUUGAAGGAUAAUACAACUGCUAGGGAAUCUUCGGUUAGCUGGAAUCUCUCCCAAAGGGGUUUCUACGGGGAGUUUUGUUGAAUCUGAACUUCCACCGCUCUUGCUGCUGGGAAACGGCAAAAAGAGCAAAUUCAGCUUCCAUUCUUCAUCGGCGAUCAUUGGAGGGGUUCUCUGGUGAUGCCCAACAUUGAUCCUUCCUUCAUCCUUGUCUCGUUUGAUUCAGAUUUGCAGAUCCAGCAGUCCUUGCAUUCCCAGAUUCAAAUCUGUUUGUGCAAUCAGCAUAGGAGAGGGUUUCUCUAAUUGUGGUUCCAGAAAUCAAUUUGGAUCUCAGUUCAGCACUCGUUCAUCUCUUCUUCAAUGAUCUCUGGAGCUGAGGGUUUCACUUCCGGCUUCUUGUGUGACAACAAGAAGGGUGGCGUUGAGAACUUGAUUUUGUUUGAGAGUGGAUAGUUUAAUUCCUUGCUAUUUCUUAAUAGUUUCAGCAAUUUCUUUAUUUCUGCACUUUUGUUCAAGCAAUUUCUGUUACUAAAUAUCUUGUUUUUGCAUUUCUAUUUUCUGGAAUUUUGAUUCUGCAACA
Zingiber officinale is the source of this 3523-nucleotide messenger RNA. RefSeq lists its product as uncharacterized. The record is from RefSeq and is a predicted model, not a curated record. Lineage: Eukaryota; Viridiplantae; Streptophyta; Magnoliopsida; Zingiberales; Zingiberaceae. The coding region runs from base 7 to 2601 and encodes 864 amino acids. The transcript has 2 exons.